UGAAAUUAAACAGCAUUCAACACAGGCCUAUUCUUACGACAUGUAACUUCACUGUUUUCCGUUUUUGUUGAAAGACUUAUUAACAGUUAGAAGUUGAUGGCAGUUUCAAUAGCAAGUCAUCGCUGAGACAAGGAUAACCUUGUAAUAUGCAGAAAUCUACAAAUUCUGAUACCUCUGUGGAAACACUGAGUUCCUCCCACCAAGGUACCGGAGCUGUGCAAAUGAGAAUCAAAAACGCCAACAGCCACCAUGACAGGCUGAGCCAAAGUAAAUCCAUGAUCCUCACCGAUGCUGGGAAGGUCACUGAACCUAUAUCCCGACACAGACGAAAUCAUUCACAGCAUGUCUUGAAAGAUGUCAUCCCUCCACUGGAACAAUUGAUGCUUGAGAAAAAAGGUUAUCUUCAAAAAGCUAAAAUUGCAGAUGGAGGAAAGAAAUUAAGGAAAAACUGGUCUACUUCCUGGGUCGUACUGUCAAGUCAAAAAAUUGAAUUUUACAAAGAAUGCAAACAACAGGCUCUGUCCAAUGUGAAAACAGGGCACAAGCCAGAAAGUGUGGAUUUAUGUGGAGCACAUAUUGAAUGGACCAAGGAAAAAUCAAGUAGAAAGAAUGUCUUUCAGAUCACAACAUUAUCGGGAAAUGAAUUCCUUCUUCAGUCAGAUAUUGACUUCAUCAUAUUGGAUUGGUUCCAUGCUAUCAAAAAUGCAAUUGACAGAUUGCCAAAGAAUCCAAGUUCUCCGUCAAGAAACCUGGAAUUAUUCAAAAUUCAGAGAUCCUGCAGUACUGAAUUGCUAAGUCACCACGAUUGUGACAUAAAAGAACAGAAACCAGAGCACAGAAAAUCCUUAAUGUUCCGACUGCAUCACAGUGCUUCUGAUACAAGCGACAAAAACCGAGUUAAAAGCAGAUUAAAGAAGUUUAUUACUCGAAGACCUUCCCUGAAAACUCUUCAAGAAAAAGGACUUAUUAAAGAUCAAAUUUUUGGCUCUCAUCUGCACACAGUGUGUGAACGUGAAAAUUCCACAGUUCCGUGGUUCGUAAAGCAAUGCAUUGAAGCUGUCGAAAAAAGAGGUCUAGAUGUUGAUGGAAUUUAUCGGGUUAGUGGCAAUCUGGCAACAAUACAGAAGUUGAGAUUUAUUGUCAACCAAGAAGAGAAGCUGAAUUUGGACGACAGCCAGUGGGAGGACAUCCACGUUGUCACCGGAGCACUGAAGAUGUUUUUCCGGGAGCUGCCUGAGCCGCUCUUCCCUUACAGUUUCUUUGAGCGCUUUGUGGAGGCGAUCAAAAAGCAAGACAACAACACAAGAGUUGAAACUGUGAAGUCUCUUGUACAAAAACUCCCUGCACCAAAUCGUGACACCAUGAAAGUCCUCUUCGGGCAUCUAACUAACAUUCACAUUUGAAGAUGUAUCACUGUAGAUGAGGCUAAGAAGUGUUACUUGCCAGCUACCAACCUUUCUUGGAUGGUGUGACCAUAUUCCGCCCUGCAUCAAUUUAUAAACUGGAUUUAAUUAUGCACAAGUGUGUGCACACGAUUAUAUCUUGUUAAGCAUUUUUUUUGCUAAGUUUUUGAUAAACAGCCAAUCGUGGCAUGUCAUCAAAGCCUCAGAAGACUAAAUAAGAAGAUUGUUUAACUAGAAUUUAAAUAUAUUCAUGUUUGAAAGAAUCAUUAGAAUGUUUUCCUUAGUCUUGAUGCAUUUGGUAGUUCUUCAGAAAAUCCACCGUCAACACUUGUAUGGAGUGUUUAUUCCAAAUUGUUGCAAAUAUAUAUAUAUUUUCAAGUUUGUUUAGUGAGGGUCAGGGAACAUAAUGAAGUGCCAAAAAUUCCACUUGACCUACGUACUCUGCAGUCAACAGAACAGAUCACCAUUUUUGCAGAACUUUGAAUUAAACUUUCUUCUCAAAGCAGAACAGCUACCAACUGAGAAAGCUUAAUAUGGCACAGUUGGACUAGAAAGAAGGUGGAUGUAAAUCCUGUCCACAAAAGCCAGAAUAUUUAAAGCGUUGUGAUUAUAUUCAGCAUAAAAUUACACAAUGCCUGCAUAGGUUGUAUAGUUUCAAAGUCUAAAGAUGUUUAAUCAUACUCAAGUUCAAGUGCUCCUGUUAUCAUAGCUUGAGACCAGGGAUUCUGAAUAAGCUAUCACCUCAAAAUACCAUCAAUCACCAAUAUUGAUUAACGGCCGCUUUCAAAAACUGGCAUUAUAGUUAAAGACCCCAGAAGAUCCUGUGGUACCUUCUGGAUUGUGAUAUAAAUAACAAGUUCUAGCUCUAUAAAAUAUAAAUCAACUGCAUUUUCCUGUUUUUCUACUUCUGGCAGAAAUAAAGAUGAUGCCAAUCAACAGGAGACCUAAAAAGACAGUUUACUUGCUGAUGAGUAGUAGUUGGAGUUUGAGAGCCAAAGAAUUAAGAAGCAGAGAACCACUAAAAGAUUACAUGCCAGACAAUUGCAUGAGAUGCUUAUUGUUUAUGAAAGUCAUCUGAAAACUGUGCUGGGUGAAAGAGAUAAAAGGAGAAAAGAAACCCAUAGGUCUCAAGGGGAUUGUAGUUGGAUUGUAGUGAUGGACAUCAAUUGGAAAUAAGUGCUCCAAAUCUUGGGAUUUUUUUCAAAAGAAAGUACUCAAAACUUUUUUUUCCCUCACAUUUCUUUAUCCCCUCUAUCCAGUUGUCCUCAGAGAUAAGUCUGAGGUUUCAGUGCUGGGUAAUUCUGAAAAUAGUCCCCAUGACAACAGUUUUUUCAAAAGUAAAAGAAAGUAUUGUUUAGAAUGGUACCCUUAUCUCUGUUUUGCAAGUGUAGACAAGGGAAUGAGGAGGAUGGCCUUCUAAAAAACUAAUGAAAUGGGGUGAAUCCCAUUUUGGCACGUGUAUAUUGAAUCAAAUCCUUAAUAUGCAGUUGGUUGUGAUGUAGCAGCCAGCAUAUUGAGAAAAAAAUAUCUGUAGCAUGUCCCAAGAAUGAAGACCUUUCAAAUCUUCAUACAUUUUAGCAUUUCAUGUACAUCAAUUUCACCAUUCUCUCCUAAGUAACAUAGAAGGAAAGAGUUUAUGAAGAUACAAACUGUUUGUGAUAGUUCUGUUGCCAUGGUUUAAACUCAGAAACAGCAUAUGUGUUCUGGAGCAGCGGCUGGGUUAUAUAGAACAUGUACAUGAUGUUUACUUAGUGAAAUGGGGUUCAUGGCUUUGUUUUUAAUUUGAGCGAAGUGGUAAAUGAAAUCAGGGAUACAUAUUUUACAUAUUCAGAAAGAGUAUAAUUAUAAAUAUGUGAAAAUUGUACAUACAGAAAAGACUGCAAAAUAUUUGCUAAAAUGUUAGUACUUCUUUGAGUUAUUGAAUUGUAAAAGUUUUUCAUAUGUUUCAUUUUAUACCCUAACAAUGGUAUGGAAAGAGACACUGAGGGUGAGGCAACAAGAAAGGUCUAGCUUGGGAGUAGGACCAACCUGAAUGUGGGUCUUAGCUCGGCCACUUCCUGGGAGUAUACGUAACCUUGGCCAAGUCACUCAAACCUAAGCUUCCACUUUUUUCAUCAGUAAAAUGGAGAUCGCAAUAGAACUUAUUUCUGUGGUGAAGAGUGUAUGAAUAAUACCUUUAAAAAGUCAUGCACAUUACCAGCCGGCGCCGCGGCUCACUAGGUAAUCCUACGCCUUGCGGCGCCGGCAUACCAGGUUCUAGUCCCGGUCGGGGCGCCGGAUUCUGUCCCUGUUGCCCCUCUUCCAGGCCAGCUCUCUGCUGUGGCCAGGGAGUGCAGUGGAGGAUGGCCCAAGUGCUUGGGCCCUGCACCCAUGGGAGACCAGGAUAAGUACCUGGCUCCUGCAUCGGAUCAGCACGGUGCGCCGGCCGCGGUGGCCAUUGGAGGGUGAACCAACGGCAAAGGAAGACCUUUCUCUCUGUCUCUUUCUCUCACUGUCCACUCUGCCUGUCAAAAAAAAAAAAGUUAAAAAAAAGUCAUGCACAUUACCUAGCAAAUAUUAGGUAGCAAAUACAUUUUGUAUGUAUAAGUAUAGGAAGAAUUGCUGUGGCAGUGUGGAAUGAAAUUACUGUCAGACUUCCUGGAUUCUGGAAAAUUCUACACCCAUCUCAGAAUCUUUUUUCCAAAACAUGAGUUUCCUUAUUGGCCUAUCUCAAUCGGUUCUCCAGAGUUCCGGUGAAGCUGUUUUCACAUGAUUAACAAGCCACAUGACUCCCCUGUCCUCAUGCCCAGUCCCAACUCUAUUCUCUCUGCAUUCCCCGGGCAUCCUGGCCAGCAUCUUGUAUCAUGUUCUCAGUUUCAAUCCUUUUCACCUUCCAGGCAAUAAUUUGCGAUAGGAUCUAAUCUGUCUCAUUUGGGGACAGAUGUGAAGAUUAGAAACAGGAACAGAUCUUCCAGUGCUUCUCAUCAACAGCCUCCCCUGACGGUUUCCUAGGGACAAUUCUCUUGCCUUGGUGUCUAACAUGCAAUGAUUCUCGCAGUGAGAACACAGCACCGACUUUCUGAAAGCCUGGUGACGCAUUUUGAAGCUGGUAGGACCUUUCCCUAUGCCUCAGUUUCCAGUGUAAACAUUACCAGAAUCUCAUCACCUACAUCUCCAACGGGCCUGGCACUGAAACUCCUGUUGCCACUACUGUUAGUAAUGUGUUCUAGCUGUUGACGUCGUUUUCCACAUUUUUAUUUCCAAGAUAAAAAUAAUACAUGGUAAUUACCAAAAAUUCAUAAAAUAAACACUAAAGCAUUUCCACAGAGCUAAAUUGAACUAGUUAGCCAGGUUUACUCUGUGGCAUGCAUUUUGGAAGCCAAAACAAUCUCAAUUUUUUUAAAGGAAGGAGAACAUAAAAGGUCUCCUGCCUGCCCAUGGGUCAUUCAGAGAAAGUCAAAAUGUGUUAGGAAGGAGUUGGUUUUAAAGAUGACUUACGAAGUCAUGCCAUUCAUUGAUUUUUGAAAACAGCCUUGGAAAAGAAUAUAUUGGUUGCAGAUUUUCGAUGCAAAUAAACAAGCUCGUAGGAGACUUACACGUUGUAAAAUAGGUUGAAAGGAGAGCUAAAAAUCUUGCCAUUUGCAUUGACUCUAAGAAAAUCGUCCAGCUGUUCAUGGAAUUCCAAGGUGAAAAAAUGAUAUGGCUGAGUAGACAAAUCUCAUGGAAGCACGCCAGUUGAAUGCUGAAUUGAAAUGAGAAACUGUUGACUGUGGCUAUUUUGUGAGAGUAAACCGAUAUUUAAAGCUUCUCUGUGGUCUUCAUGGACAUUAAAUAAAAUAUUCUACAAAAGCAUGUCAGAGGCAACUUAAACGAUGAUAACCUGGAAACAUAACGGUUGCAUGAGGAAACAAUGGUGAGGAACUAUUUCAUCUAUUCUGUAAAACACACUGUGGGCAUUUCUGAUAUUUUGUGGAAAAAAACUUAGAUAUGGUUGAAGAACAGACUUCACAGCCCACAAGACUCACCCUUCUUUCUGGUCAUCAAGAGCAAUGGCUCGUGGCCGGUGCUGUGGUGCAGCAGGUUAAAGCCCUGGCCUGCAGCACCAGCAUCCCAAUGUGGGCACCAGUUCAAGUCUCAGUUGCUCCACUUCCUAUCCAGCUGCCUGCUAAUGUACCUGGAAAAGCAGUGGAAGAUGACCCAAGUCCUGAAGAAGCUCCUGGCUCCUGGCUUCAGAUAGGCCCAGCCCUGGCCAUUGUGGCCAUUUGGGGAGCAAACCAGCAGAUGGAAGGCCUCUUUUUCUUUUCUCUACCUCUCUCUGUAACUCUGUCUUUCAAAUAAAUAAAAAUGAAUCUUUUAAAAAAAAAGCAAAGACUGGUGAGGCUCUUUGCCUCCCAUGCAGACCUCUGAAUGCGCAGGUCUGGUGUGCUUUGGAGCAGGGUAUGUUUUUCUGUGCUGUCUUCUGGCACUGCCCCCUUCAACCACAAUACCUGAUAUCCAACGACUUGCAGGCCAUGGGUAUUUUUACUGGAAAAUGAGGAACCUGUACAAAUUGUUAUUUUCUUUUUCUCUCUCUUUUCUUUUCCAUGGUUCCCCCAACCCCAGAGGGACAGGGGUUGCAAGUUGUUUAAAAUAAGCUAGAAGCUUAAUAGCUCCUUUGCUUAUAUAUUUGAAGUAUUUGAAAUGGCACCCUAAUCAUUUUGAAGAGCUAAUGUACUUCCUAUGGGCCUAAAAUUCCUCAACUGGACUCCUGUGGCAGAAUUUGGCCUGGUAGUUAAGAAAAUUAAUUACUCUGAUCACGAGGGUGAAGCAAUAGUUCCCAGCUCCCUGUAGUAAUCAUUAAAAUGUCAUCUACUUAGGAGACAUCUUGGCACGGAAUUUAUAAGGUUUGUGAGCUGGGGACUAAGGUUCAUUGAACCUUCCAGUAGUGAAUCCUUGUUUUAGGGGAAGGCUUUAGGAGAUAAGAUUUUUAAGACUGGAGUGAAACUAUUACUUUAGAUUUAACAUUUGAAUAGUAAUAUUUACCACUGAAUAAUAAGAAACAAAACCAACCUUAGAGUCACUGCUAUCUUAUCUUUCCUGGUUAGUGAAGGUGCAUGUUAUGGGGUAAUUCCUAAUAAGAGGUAGAUAUUUUUUAAGUUUCCCCAGCUUUUUCUACUGUGAAUCUUGGCCUUUUACCUAAUGGAAAGAACUGAGGAUUUGGAAGGAGAAGACAUAGGCUCAAGUCCCAACCUCAGACCUUAAAAAUUGUACAAUGUUCAGAAAAAAUUUUUAAUGUCUCUAACCCUUGCUUUUGCUCAUUUGUGAAAUAUAGGUCAAAUAAAUUCACAUUUGUGAAAAUGUUUGUUAACUAUAAAAUCCUACCCACUAAUUCCUUCAGGAAGUUUUAAAUGAGUGCUUGCUGUGUUCCAGGCCUGAAUGAAAUCAGGGAUUGUCAGACUGUGUCCAUGGGCCACAUCUAGACUGCCUAUUUUUGUCAAUAAAGCUGUAUUGGAAUACACACAUAUAUUUGUUUAUAUAUUGCCUAUGGCUGUUUUCACACUGCAAUGGCAAGAGUUGAGUACUCACAAGUUACACAAAGCCAAAAAUAUUCACUCAGCCCUUUCAAAAAAAAAAAAAAAAAAAACUCCUACAGAAAGGCCAUUGUGGUACAGUGGGUUAAGCCAUGGCUCAGAACACCUGCAUCUCAUAUUGAAGUAUAAGUUCCAGCUGCUCUGAUUCCUACCCAGCUUCCUGCUAAUGCAUCCUGGGAACAGCAGCUCAUGGCUUAAAUGUCUGGGCCCCUGCCACCCAUAUGGGUGACCAGGAUGGAGUUCUUGGCUCCUGGAUUUGGUCUGGCCCAGUCCUGGUUGUUGUGGUCAUUUGAAAAGUAAAUCCACAGAGAAUUUCUCUGUGUGUGUGUGUGGGGGGGAUACUCUACCUUUCAAAUAAAAUGAAUAAAUAGACAUUAAAAAUAAGAAGAAAAGAGAAAAAGUUGCUGACCUUUCAACUCAAUACUGGAGGCAUGAAGAAGAGUCCUGCCUUCACAUAUCUUACCAUCUUCUCAGGUAGUUAAAUUAGUAAGCAGUUACAAUCAAUGUGAUGUGACACAAGAGUCUGUGAGACCACCAAGUGAAGCAGGAACAGAAAUUUGGCAGAACAUGAGCCUGGAAUGUGUAAACAACUUAAAUUGUGAAGAGUAUCAUAUGCUUUCUAAGGCAUUUAAAUUUCUUUUGGUAGACAUGCAGAAAACCCCUGAAAGGUCUGGAGGAAGGAGCUAAGGUGAUGAGAUUUGUACUUCUAAAGAUCACAGUUGUGAUAAGAGUAAAGGUAAUUUUUAGGAGGGCAACACUAGAGGUCAAGAAGACUGUUUCUUAAGAGGGCUAGUAUCCUAGUCCAAGCUAGAAAUCCCAAAGUAAGGGAUAGUAGGAAGAAUGAGGCACAGGGGUGGAGACCAGAGACACCAAGGAGACGGAUUCAACAGGACAUGCUCAUUGAAUGCAGACAGGAGUCUAGAAAGAGGGAGGAGUCCAAGAUGGUAGCCAGGCUUUGAAGUGCUAGCAUGUGCAUGAUGGCAUCCUUAGCUCACAGACUGGAAAAGGACCCAACUGGAGGCUGAAACUUGCGGGACAUGAUGUGAUUUAGUCUCUGUUGACAUUCUGUUAGCAUAGUCCAACAGAUGAUAAGAAACACUGCUGAAAAUGUAAGAAAGGUGAUUGAGAUCUUGGUAUAAACUUGAAAGUUGUCAGCUUAAGAUCUCAGUAUAAACUUGAAAGUUGUCAUUUUAAGGAUAGCAGGGGAGUAAGAUAAUAAAUGAGACAAUGUGAAAAGAGUUGAGAACAGACUUCCAAGAUCUUCUGACAUGGACAAGGUUGUCCGAGGAAGAGACAUCAGGAAUGGCAUCUGGCAACAGCUUUCAGGUGAAUAAAGAGAAAAUUUGUCAAGAGCAGAUUAUAUUUUGUGAUGAAAAUCAAUAAUUAAGGGGCUGGCAUUGUAAUGCCAGAAUUUCUUAUCAGAGUGCAUUUGAGUGCUGGCUACUCUGCUUCUGACCUAACUUCCUGCUAAUGCUCCUUGGAAGGCAGCAGAUGAUGGCCCAAGUAACUCGGACCCCUACCACUCAUGUGAGAGAUCAGGAUGAAAUUCUUGGCUGCUGCCUUCAGCCUGACCCAGUCCUGACUGUUGCAGGAAUUUGCAUUGAAUGAGCAGAUGGGACAUCUCUCUCUCUCUCUCUCUCCAUCUUACACUCCCUCUCCUCUCUCUCUAUUCGUCUGUAUUUCAAAUAAAUAAACAAAUCCUUUUUAAAAAUAAAAUUACUAGCUUCACAAAAAAGGUCUAGAAAAUCCAGCAGAAUUUCUAGCAAUGACCAGCUUCUGUUCUUUUUUUAUGUUGUAGAUUUAUUUAUUUAUUUAUUUGAAAGGUAGAGUGAGACAGAGAGAGGGGAGAAAGGGAGAGAUCUUUCAUCUGCUAGUUUACUCCCCAGAUGAUAACAAAAGCCAGAUGUGGGCUAGGCAGAAGCCAGGAGCCAGUAACACCAUUCUGGUCUCCCAUAUGAGUGGCAAGGGCCCAAAUACUUGGGCCAUCAUCCUCUGCCUUCCCAGGAGCAUUAGCAGAGAGCUGGAUCAAAAGUGGUGCUGGUGGGACUUGAACCGGUGUGCUGAUAUGGGAUGCAGGCAUCAAAUGGUGGCUUUAUUUGAUGUGCCAGAAUGGCAGCCCCGCCCAGCUACUGUUCUUUUAAGUUGAUUCAUCAUCUGGGAAAAGUCACAGAAAUAAAUAUAGUAAUCUCACAGGAAAAAAUAACAACUCUGUAAUAAAUCAGGACCUGAAAAUAUUAGUGAGAAUGGAAAUCAUAAAGAACUGAGCAGGCUCCUCCUGCCAUUAGAACAUUGGCUUGGCCGGUGCCGCGGCUCACUAGGCUAAUCCUCUGCCUACGGCGCCGGCACCCUGGGUUCUAGUCCUGGUCGGGGCGCCGGAUUCUGUCCCGGUUGCUCCUCUUCCAGUCCAGCUCUCUGCUGUGGCACGGGAGUGCAGUGGAGGAUGGCCUAAGUGCUUGGGCCCUGCACCUGCAUGGGAGACCAGGAGAAGCACCUGGUUCCUGCCUUGGGAUCAGCGCAGUGUGCCAGCCACAGCAUGCCGGCCGCAGCGGCCAUUGCAGGGUGAACCAACGGAAAAAGGAAGACCUUUCUCUCUCUCUCUCUCACUGUCCACUCUGCCUGUCAAAAAAAAAAAAAAAAAAAAGAACAUUGGCUCAAGGGGUGCAGGAAUUUGCAUGAAUUUUGAUUCAUGGUGUGCAUAUGCACAGAGCCCAUUCUAGUGUCCCACACAUGGAAGAUUCUCAGUUACUUUUUGUUGAAGAAGCGGAGUCACGUGACUUCAUUGAAAAAGGUGCAGAUAAUCUGAUAGCUAGUGAGUAGCUCCAGAUAAAGUCAACUUUUGAAGCCUGCAAUAUUUUUGCAGACUAAGUUCAAGAAGCACAGUGUUCUAUUUUGAGGGUAUACUUGGUAAGAAAACCAUUUCUCUCAAGUUUAUCUCUCCUUACAUGAUAUUUCUCUUUUCAUUAUGAUGAAGAGAAGAAUAGUACAAAGGUGAUUGUAGCAGUAGGAGAGCAUGUUGAAAAGACACAAAUCCAGUGAAGAAUAAGGACUCAAAGAGGGUGAUCAUACAGAGGAUACCUUCACAGGGAGCCUGUGGCCACCCCUCAGUGACUGCAGACUCAGCUCCCUUACUGCGAUACAAGGUGAUGCAGGCGGUUCCUCUGAUUUAUUAUUUGGGAUUAGUAAUGGUUGUUAGAAUAUAGAGAUUUCUUUUAACAUCUUUUGCCAUAACUCCUCCUAAACCGAAUAAUCUCUACCUUUCCUGCCUCCUUUUAGGUCAACCACAGCCUCCCUGGUCUGUCACUUGUGUCAGAUCCAAUAGCAACUUCAUACUAUCUUGAAAUACUUAGCAUCACAUAAAGCAAAGAGAGAGAGAGAGAGAUCACCUUUAUUAAAAAAAAAAAAAAAAAAAAAAAAAAAAACUUGCCCUCUCCUUUUAAGUAUAUGGAGAAACUUGGUUCCCAUGCUUUGUGAGCAGAGACAAGCAAACUUCAAAGUGGAAGAGGAAAAAAAAUCAACCAGACCUCAAGUCACCUGACUUCCAGUCCACUUGACCACACUCUACUCUCUUGCCAAUACUAAUACUCGAUUGUGUUUCCAGGGAUGAGGGAACAGUAAAACAAAGUGAGAAAGAGCAGCCAACUAUGAUAGAGCCAUGGGCCCAUCACACAAGUCCCUUGUUUUAAUUGCACACGAGGUAUAACACCAACCCUUUAAAUAAAAUUAUCUGAUUAAUCCUAACAUUAAUAAGCCCUUGUAUUUAUAUAAGGAGUUUUCUUGGUAUCUGUCUGCCUCCUCCUCUUCCUCCCUUCUUCCCUCCUUUUAAUAUAUUGCUUUCCAUCUAAAAAAGCACUUAGAGAAAGUUUCAUUUUUAGGGAUUCUUUUUAAAACCACGUUCUGUGUCAGCAUUCAUUAAUUCUUGAGGGUAUGUGUGUGCACAGACGCGUGCCUAUACGUACUUUCAGAAACAGCACAUUUUCUAAAGGCAGUGCCGGUACAGCCUUUGCCACCUUCUCUCUCCCCUUUAAAUGGAAAGCACUGAACCCAGAUGCCCAACCACAGAAGAUAUUCUUCCAGAAGCAGCAUCUGGCUUCCUGGCAAGCCCUCCAGGCGAGUCGUUUGGGGAGCGUUGCUGUUGUCUCUCACUCUGUCACGUGUAUCAGAUACCGUGGCCUCUCUGGCUGGCAUGUCCAGGCAGCUGCCAAUUCCUUUCGGUUCACCUUUAAUUCUGAGAAACCCGUCCCUUGUUUCCAUCUCUUACUGGACUUACUUUUCUCCCUACUGCUCAGAAUUCCAGGACAAGCCUAAUUCGUCACUGCCUUCUGCCUGUCGACUUCCUCUCCAGCCCUCUAUCUUUUAAACGCCAGUGAAAUUCGACCUUAACAUAGCUUGCUUUUAAUAAUGUUUCUUAGCCACUUUUUGUCCACCAAGCUCCUUGUCAACAGUAGGGUUGUUCCCUGAAAAG
Oryctolagus cuniculus (rabbit) is the source of this 11414-nucleotide messenger RNA. Lineage: Eukaryota; Metazoa; Chordata; Mammalia; Lagomorpha; Leporidae. The record is from RefSeq and is a predicted model, not a curated record.